Molecule: messenger RNA, 4271 nt
Organism: Styela clava
Lineage: Eukaryota; Metazoa; Chordata; Ascidiacea; Stolidobranchia; Styelidae
Source: RefSeq, a predicted model, not a curated record
UUGUUCUGUCUAGAUAUGCCCAAGGACUCAACCUACUAUGCCGGUUGGCAUAAAAUAGUCAUUUCAUCUAUGAUUCAAACUUGAAACGAUAAUAAGUGUUAGAACUUGAUGUUUAAGGAAGGACGUAAACAAAUAGUAGUACUGAAUUUUUAUUCAUGGAAAUGAGUGGAGUGGGUGUGAUAUUUCGCUUAGAUUUCAAUUUUUUUGUUGUGAAAUCUUGCUGUGAAUUUCAUGCUUGUUUACCUACAUAUCUGGCAACAGUGGAUAGAUUUAUUAUUGUGCAGCAGAGUUUGAUUCCUUUUCGUGGCAUUUGUGGCCAUUUUGUGCCAUCAAUUGCCGGAUUCUCAAAGGUUCUGGUGCUGAUUUAUAUGAAUUAGUAGUUUGUAAAUGGUUAGGAUGCCUUAAUUUAUCGUAUAACACUCCCAGAAUGCCAGCCCAUACUCGUGUGACGUUAGCCCACACUCGUGUGAGAAAAAAGUCGAAAUCGACUAUCGUAUAUUCUCGCAUACAAGCUGGGUUUAAAACUCCAAAAAAGUUGCCAAACUAAGGGGUCGGCUUAUAUGCACAUAACUUAGACACACUACAAAACAAAUGUUAUGUUAUUUUUUAGUGGCGCUGAUAAGGACUCUUAUCUCCGUAAUGAUUGGGAUAUGUACAUUACUGAUAAUAACUUUUCAGUCAUGACCAUACAUAAUAUGGAUUAUUAAUUUAUUACAUUCCUAAGUUUAAAUGUUAUUACUGAUAAUUAAAAGUGCUGAUUUUAUUUAUCAAUAUGUGGCAAAGCGCCAAAAUUCAUUUGAAUAUUUCUCUUGACAACGAAACACCGUGAUGAAGGCGAAAGGAAGCUAUUAUUCGAAAAUUAGACAAAGAAGUAUUUGAAUACUUUGAUAUUCUUAACUGUGAUACGGUGUGUUACGAAUCGCAGGGCCGGCUUAUAUGCGAAUUUUUUAAAAAUAGGCGUUUUGAGACCGUUUUUAGGGAGUCGGCUUAUCAUGCGCUCGAGCGAGUCAUAUCAUUUCAUGCGCUAUAGUAGGACGAUAUACUAUCACAUUAUUAUCUCGUCAGCAGCCGCAGUUAUCCAAUAGAGAGGAUGGCCUCUGGGAAAUAGAGAACGAAGAAUUUGUUCCUAGCGAUUCGGAUGAAAAUGAUUUAGAGGAUUCUGACUUUUCGGAAGGAGAUUUCAUACAGUCGGAUGAUGAAGAGGUCGAAGAAGAAGAAACUGAAGACAUGUCGAGUUGUAUUCCUACAGACAUGCCAAGUCCACGGAUUUGGAAGCGUCGACCCCAAGGUGCGAGAACAACAUCUGGGGCCAAGAGGGGCCGUUGCACGCCCUCUCCAAGAAUUCGUUCUUCGUACAAGUGGACGAAAUCUUUUAUAAGAAGAGCAAAUAAGCCUUUCGGUGGUCAAAGAAUGGUACAGAAUCGCCAGCUAAAUCGCACGUCCACGCCCUUGGACUGUUUUUUUCAGUUUUUCAACACCGCAGUCCUUCAAUUCAUCGUCAAGAUGACCAAUCUCAAUGCCGUUCGAAAAAUACAGGUGGCCGCUGUAACAAAGAAUAUUGAAGAAAAAGAGUGGAAAGAUGUUGAUGUGAAAGAAAUCAAAGCAUUUCUUGGAAUGAUUAUUGCAAUGGGAAUCAUUCGUCUUCCAAACAUCCAUCUUUAUUGGCAAAAGAAAAAUUGGAUAUUCGAUGUACCAAGUUUCAAUAAAAUAAUGCCGAGAGAUCGAUUUGUUGAAAUACAUAGAUAUAUGCAUUUUUGUGAUGAAGCUUUAGCGCCAAGAUCAGAUGAUCCAAAGAAAGACAAACUUUUCAAGAUUCGUGGAUUAUUAUCUUUACUGUUGCCAUUGUUCGAGAGCUGCUACAAGCCAGGCCAAGAUCUGUCGAUAGAUGAAUCUUUGAUACCUUUCAAGGGUCGAAUUAGCUUUCGGCAAUUCAUAAAAAGGAAAAGAGCACGGUUUGGUAUAAAGGUCUGGGUGCUGGCUGAAUCUUCCACAGGGUAUGUUUCGAGAUUGAAAAUUUAUGUGGGCAGAGAACCAACAGCUGGCCCAGAAACCGGACUCUCCUCACGGGUUGUGAAAUAUUUGAUAAACCCGUUCGAGGGAUUGUACCAUCGUCUGUACGUGGACAAUUUUUACACGAGUCCCGAACUUUUCGAAGACCUUCUAUCAAAAGGGGUUUUUGCGUGCGGAACCUUCAGAAGCAAUAGUGUAGUGUUUCCCAAAGACCUUAUUGUCACGCGUGUGAGUGCAAUUCCUAGAGGAACAAGUGAUUGGCGAGUGUCCAACCAAUUGCUCGCCCAGUCAUGGGUUGACAAUAGGGUUGUGUAUUUCUUGUCAACUUUCCACGAGCCCGAGUACGAUCCAGCCGAUACCGGUAAAAAAACAGUAAAAAGGAAAGUCCGGCGAGGCCACUUGACAGAUUCUAUUGAAAUACCCUGCCCGCCUCUCCUCAAGGACUAUAACGCAAAUAUGGGUGGUGUGGACCUUUCUGACCAAAUGAGAAAGUAUUACAACUUGACAAGGCGGUCAAGAGUUUGGUACAGGAGAAUAUUUUCUUAUUUGAUUGAAGUUGCAGUCCACAAUGCUAGAGUUGUCGCUGAAAAUCUCUCAGGACGGCGAUGGACCGGGGUAGAUUUCAGAAUAAACUUAGUCACCUCUCUCAUAGGAGGUCACAGAGCUUCUAGACGAACUUCGGAAACGGCAUUGGCAUCUCUGGCAAGGCUACAAAACACAGGAUUACAUUUUCCGGUUGCAACUAAGACACAAAAAAGAUGCCCAGUGUGUUAUAAAAAGUCGCAAGUCGCAUCUGCAGAGGAAAAAAUAACUGUUUCACGUGGAACCAUAAAAUGCACAGAAUGUAAUGUAAACCUUUGUGUGCGCGAAAACAAGAAUUGCUUUCGCGAUUGGCACACAAAGAUUGAGUAUUGGAGAUGAAAUUUGUCUUAUAUUUUUUUCAUCACAUAUAUUCAUUACAUAUAUUCGUUACAUAUAUGCAGGGGUGGGAUUCAAAUUUUUUUGUCAGACGAUUCCAUCAUUAAAGCCAUAUUGUUCAGCCGUUCCUGUUACAAGAAGACUUCAAAUUUCAAAUAAACCAGUAAUGCUAACCGGUUCGCUGAUCUCAUAAAAUUCUGUGAGACUGUUCUAUGGAACCGGUGCGAACCGGCUGAAUACCACCACUGCAUAUAUGCCAUAGCAAAUUGAAUACUCUGUUUUGUUUGUGCUCUGUUUUUUGUAUAAAUGUCCAAAUUCACUCAAAACAAUUGUGAUUGAUGGAAGCAUUCAAAUAGGCUGUGUACAGUGUGGGUCAGACAAUAUAAGUCGCUUUUCGGAUAGCAAUAAACUGAGGUCCAGAUGGGCAUUCUUUUAUCAUGAGUCAAAAGUAUGGUAUAUAUUACCCAGCAUUGAUAAUAAAUAAAAUAAUUAAAGAUUACGCUAUUCUUAGGCCCAACGGCUGGCAAUAUAGGCCCGCUUUCAGAUAAUGAAAUUAGUAAAUAGUUUUUAUGAGUUGUUUCCAUUCGAUUUUAUCACCAUUCCAUGAAAUAUUGUGAGUGCGAAUACAUAAAAACAGCUGAAAAAUACAGCCAGCGAGACGUGCUAAUCGCGCAUGACCUACGCAAACAUAACACAUACUCCAGAAUUGUGUGUACGAAUAUGGAGGUAACCAAUUUUAUUCGCCUACUUCACAUCAAGUUGUGUAAAGAGACUGAAACCUUAGGCUAAAACAGAUAGUCUCCGAACUGGUAAUAUAACUAAAAUAAAAAAUUAGAAUAAAAUUAAGGCCUAAUCCUAACCUGGUACACAUACUACGGAAGUUCUCUUGAGGGUAAUAUCUUGGGUGUAUGUUUUUGUUCCAUUUGGUAACCAUAGUCAUAUUAGUAAAUAGUCAAAGUUGAGCCUCUAAAUCUGCCAGAAUAGUAUGUUAAUACUUUUAUCUGUCAGAAUUUAUAUUCUGAAAAUAGAGUGACUUGUGUAUGUCGAAGAUUUUGUUUCGAUAUCUCAAUAUUGGUAGUUGGAUCCAGAGUCAGUUUUCCAGCUUUGAUUCUCGAAUUGGGAGGCAAAAUUGUUGUCAACAUGAACAUGGGAGUUUCAGUAUUCAAUUGCUCGAAGUCUCAAUUGUAUAACUUCUGUCAAAUUCAAUUUGAAACAACGUUUCAUUAUGAAAAAUAAAAAGUUGAGACAACUCUGAUCCCUGAUAGUAUAUUCAUAUCAGUUUUUUAUCUCAGAUUCUGGAGUCUUCAAGAAAAUUUUUUGUCAAAUUUAAAAUGGGAGCUUAG